AUGCCCGCGCCUCUAAAUCCCCACCCAAAGCAAUGCUCUUCCUUUGCGUCUCCAGAAACACACAGCAACGAGCAGAGAGUGCAGGUCUCGCAUGGAGACGAGGAUGCUCUGGCUGAUAUUCAUCGCACAUUAACCGAGAAGAGCCUCGCGCAUCCCAAGUAUUCAGAGCCGCAUUCUUCCUUCGACAGAUUCCUCGAGGAACAGGUCCGGGACAAGAAACCCGCCAACCUCGGUGUCUGUUUUCAAUCACUCUCGACCUGGGGCGACGCGGACAGCCAUGCAGAUAUAAAGACCCUUGGCACAGCCCUAUGGCGGACAUUCACUCUGCAGGAUAUCUAUGAGUGGACCAUCCAGCCAUGGCUCACGAAGAAGAAAGCCGAGGAUGGGCGUCCGCUUAUCCGGGAUAUUUCUGGAGUCGUGGACAGCGGGGAGAUUAUGCUCGUCCUUGGCCGUCCCGGCGCCGGCUGCUCGACAUUUCUCCGCACUAUUGCCGGUCACCAUUCUUCCUUUUUGGGAGUGACAGGCUCAAUCGACUACUCCGGUCUCAGCCCGGAGGAAGUUCGCGCUCAGUACCGCGGCGCUGUGGCAUACGUGCCCGAAGACGAUGUGCAUUUCCCGACUCUGACGGUGCGCCAAACGCUGGAGUUUGCUCUCCAAAGUAAAACCCCCAAGCGGUACCGGGAGAGGAUUCCCCGGUAUCUUGAGAUUUAUGGACGGGUAUUUGGCAUGUCACACACCAUGAACACGUUAGUGGGCAAUGAGUACAUACGCGGAGUGUCCGGUGGCGAGCGCAAGCGCAUCUCCAUUAUCGAGUCUCUCGCAACAGAUUCAUCUGUCGCAUGCUGGGAUAACUCAACGAGAGGGCUGGAUGCUUCGUCUGCCCUCGAUUAUGCACGGAGUCUGCGCAUUAUGACAGAUACCUGCGGAAAAGCGACCCUGCUUACAUUGUACCAGGCGUCAGAUGCCAUCUAUGAGCUGGUGGAUAAGGUCUUGCUCAUUGAUGAAGGGCGCAUGCUAUAUCAAGGGCCUGCCGAUGAAGCAAAGCGUUACUUUGAAGAUCUAGGAUACGAAUGCACCGAUAUGCAAACUACCUCAGACUUCCUUACGAGCAUCACACUGCCUGAAAGGCGGCGGUUCCGUGCUGGAUGGGAAAACCGCGCGCCGAAGGGCCCACUCGAACUUGAAGCAGCUUUCCGCCAGAGUGCUGCCUACACCAAGAUCCAGGCUUCUGUGGAGCACUACGAAGAUCAGAAGCUCGCUAGGUCUUCGGGUGCCUCGCUAACAGAGUCUGAAUGCGGCAGCGUGGAGGAAUUCAAGAAGACUGUGCAGAGUGAUAAGUCGCGCUUUGUAUCUUCCAAGUCGCCGUACACAAUUUCUCUCUUCCGACAGGUCGUUCUUUGCGCGAAGCGUCAGGUCUGGCAGUUGAAGGGCCAUCUGAGCCCGUUGUAUAUCAAACUGAUUUCCUGCGUGGUCUAUGGCUUGCUGAUUGGAUCCAUGUUCUACGAUCAACCCCAGACGACCGAGGGCAUGUACUCUCGUGGAGGUGUGCUCUUCUACUCUUCCAUUCUGCUUGCCUGGCUGCAGAUGUCAGAGUUGGAGGAAGCCAUGCAAGGUCGAGAUAUCUUGAGCCGGCAAAAAAAUAUGGUCGUAACUACGCUUCUGACAUCGUUGUAUCUGAUCGUCAUGUACUUCCUGUCUGGUCUACGAACUGAGGCCGGCCCAUUCUUCAUUGACUUCCUCUUCAUCUACAUGAGCACCAUGUGCCUUACAGCGCAAUUCCGUGUCUUUGCCGCCUUAUCGCACAACUUUGAAGUCGCCCUGCGUUAUUGCGGAGUUUCCGUCAUGGUCUGCAUCGUGUUCGGCGGUUACGUCCUCUCCGUUGACAAGAUGAUUCAAGAUGUUCCCUGGGUGGGAUGGCUGGCGUACACAACGCCCGCCUUAUAUACCUACGAAUCGAUCAUGGCGGCAGAAUUCCACAACUUGAACUUCACUUGUGCUCCCGGAUCCAUCAUCCCAUCCGGAGCGGACUAUACGGAUAUCGCAUACCAGACAUGUGCCUAUGCUGGUAGUCAGAUUGGGAGUACGGUCGUGAACGGCGAUGAUUACUUGGCCGUGAAAUUCGGGUUCUACUACAGCAACGUCUGGCGCAAUUUCGGCAUCAUGUGUCUCUUCACUGUUGCGUAUAUUGCGAUUACCUGUUGGCUCAGCGAGGUCCCAGAAGCUGUUCCAACGAAAAAAAAUGUUCAGUCUGAUGAGGAGAAAUCGCCCGUCUCCGUUCAUUCCAAUGCGCCACCAGCUGUCCAUGAAGCCAAGCAAGAGCAGACUCUCGCAGCUACCGAGUCUACCUUCUCCUGGUCUGACCUGGAGCUUGAUGUGCAAAUUGGCAAGGAAAGUCGAAAGUUGUUGAAUGGCGUUUGUGGAUACUGCAAGCCAGGGUCUCUCACAGCUCUCGUUGGUGCUUCAGGAGCCGGCAAAUCCACAUUGUUGACCGCACUCACCCAGAGGGAGAGCCCUGGCACCUUAUCUGGCACCCUCUUCGUGGACAAUCGACCAAUCGACCAGUCGUUCAACCGGCAGAUCGGAUAUUGCCAGCAGAUGGACAUACACGAUGAAAGCAGCACAAUCAGAGAAGCAUUCGAAUUCUCUGCAAUGCUACGACAAGGCCACGAGAUCCCAACGGCAGAGAAGUUGGCAUACGUGGACACGGUGAUUCAUACAUUGGACUUGGUCGAACUGCAAAAUGCAGUAAUCUGGUCUUUGGAUAUCGAGAAGAAGAAGCGUGUGACCAUUGGAGUGGAGCUUUGCGCCCGACCCAACAUGCUGCUUUUCCUCGACGAACCGACAAGUGGACUUGACAGUCAGGGUGCAACCAGUAUCGUCGCUCUCCUCCGACGUCUGGCCGAUCAGGGGUUGGCUGUUCUUUGCACUAUUCACCAGGCCAACCAGCAACAAUUUGAAGAGUUUGACCGCGUUCUAGCCCUCAGUCCCGGCGGAAGCACCUACUACUUUGGUCCAGUAGGCGAAUCCGGCCGCGCAAUCUUCAGUUAUUUCGCAGGACACGGUGUUAUCCCAGAAAAGGUUACCAACGCAGCCGACUUCCUCAUCGAAGUAGUCGUCGGCGGUAUGAAAGCCUCGGGGAACCAAACGAACUGGGCAGCCAUCUGGCGCGACUCAGACGAAUGCACCCAAGUCACCAGCGAAAUUACCGCCAUUCGCUCCGACAAGAAUUCCCGCUCGCCUUUCCUGCCCCCGACUCUCCCACCUCUCAGCCAACAAAUCAAACUCCUCACUCAGAGGACAUGUCGCCAGUUCUGGCGCACCGCUGAGUACCCUUACUCGCGACUUUACUCUUCCUUUCUCCACGCUCUCAUCAACGGGCUCACCUAUCUGCAGAUCGGGAAUAGUGCUACGGAUCUCCAGUCGAAGGCCUUCUCCUGCUUCCUUGUUCUGAUGCUCGUUCCUGAGUUCAUCAAUGCCAUCUCCAUGAGAUUCAUUAUGAACCGCGAUAUUUGGUUGGCCAGAGAAGGGCCCAGCGGUGUCUAUGGUUGGGUUUCAUUCUGCACUGCCCAGAUUGUAUCCGAGAUCCCUUAUUCAGUCGUUGGUGGUGUGGUAUUCUUCCUUCUAUACUACUUCAUGGUCGGACUACCGCUCGGCUUUGCAGCUGGAUAUUGUUUCCUAAUGUUUUUCCUGUUCUUCCUAUUCGCGACUUCUUGGGGACAGUGGAUCGCUGCUUUGAGCUCCGACUCAAUGAUCGCUGCCACACUCAUGCCCUUCUUCAUCAUCAUGUGCGAGCUCUUCAACGGUAUUCUCCGCCCACAGAGCCAAAUGCCCGCCUUCUGGAAGUAUACUAUGUACUACGUUACACCGUUCACGUACUGGAUCGGCGGUGUACUUGCGUCUGUCUUACGGGGUACCUCUGUCAUCUGCUCGCAGUCGGAAUUGACGAUCUUCGAGAGUCCCGCCAACGCCACUUGUCGUGAGUAUGCCGGUGCAUGGCUUGACGCCAAGAGUGUUGGGUAUCUCUCCAACCCGGAGGAGAUGGGACAGUGUGGAUAUUGUGAAUACAGCGUCGGUGAUGAUUACUUGGAUGGCAUUGCGCUGGAUUCUUCGAAGAUCUGGCCCUAUUUCGGUAUAUUCCUGGCUUUCACCUUUACGAAUUAUUUGAUGAUUUACCUGCUGGUUUAUGUUCGAUCUGUUAUGAAGCCGGUAUGGCGGUCGAAGUAA
Molecule: messenger RNA, 4224 nt
Organism: Penicillium bovifimosum
Lineage: Eukaryota; Fungi; Ascomycota; Eurotiomycetes; Eurotiales; Aspergillaceae
Product: putative ABC multidrug transporter
Exons: 9
Coding region: 1-4224 (1407 amino acids)
Biological process (GO): transmembrane transport
Cellular component (GO): membrane
Molecular function (GO): ABC-type transporter activity; ATP hydrolysis activity; ATP binding
Source: RefSeq, a predicted model, not a curated record